AUGACGUCUGCUAAAUCCAUGGCGGCUUGGUUUAGGGUUUUGAAGGAGAUGUUCCAGAGAGGAGAGAGGUUUGUUGAUCUGAGAAGAUCUGAGCAGUUAGGCUACUGGAAAAAAAGUUUCUCUCUGUCGGAAAUCGCAGUUCCAAAUUGUGCCUUAAAAAUGGAACGUUGCGUCAUUCAGCUAACAUGCAUGUCUCCAACUGAUUACGAGCCUUACACACCCAACUACAAAGAAACUCCAUACAAGAAACCAGUUUUGGCGGUUACUGCCGGGGUAUAUCUUCCUGAGCACGAACACAAGCCUAAACAUGAAUACAAGUAUGCUUCUCCAUCACCACCAGCUUACGUUGCUCCUAUGUACGAAUACUCAUCACCACCACCACAUGUUUACGUCGCUCCAAAAUACCCAUCAACCAAGUAUACUCCCAAAUAUGUGUACGCGUCACCACCACCACCAGUUUACGUGGCUCCCAAAUACCCAACACCAACAUACACUCUUAAAUAUACCUACUCAUCACCACCACCACCAACUUACGUCACUCCCAAAUACCCAACACCAACAUAUACUCCUAAAUAUACCUACUGA
Molecule: messenger RNA, 585 nt
Organism: Papaver somniferum (opium poppy)
Lineage: Eukaryota; Viridiplantae; Streptophyta; Magnoliopsida; Ranunculales; Papaveraceae
Product: extensin-like
Exons: 3
Coding region: 1-585 (194 amino acids)
Source: RefSeq, a predicted model, not a curated record